AUGGGCAUGCGGCCAUGGGCAACAGGCCCUGGACAGUUCCGAAAUGUUAUCGGUAGAGUCUUUAAGUCCGGUAAUUCGAACCAAGUUUCAUCUCGAUUCGAAUUGGUAUAUCACCAGGAUUCAAAUCGUUUUCUUCUGAAUUUGGUGCCCUUUCCCUCUGUAAAGUUGUAUAGAUUAGCGCCUUCGAAAAACUCGGAUAGAUUCAAUCUUUGGGGAGGUUUCGCGGGGAAUUUCGGGUCGAGGAGUAUCAGGGUAUGUGCAAAUAGUAGAGAUAGUGAUUCCACAGGUGGUUCAGGGGAGAAGAGUGAAGCUAAACCUAGCGAAACUCAGGGGGUUAAUAAGAACACAACGAAUUCUGGUUCUUCGUCCAAUCCAAGGAGGGAGAAGCACGGAAAAGGAGGGGGAUUCAGUAUGCCAGUGCAGCAUGGUAAGACAUAUUUGCUGCGAAUCAUCAACGCUGCACUGAAUGAAGAACUGUUCUUUAAGGUUGCUGGCCACAAACUCACUGUCGUCGAAGUUGAUGCCGCGUACACGAAACCUUUCAACACCGACACCAUUGUCAUAGCCCCCGGCCAGACCACAAAUGCCCUUUUGACCGCCGACCACGGAAGUGGCAAGUAUGCAAUUUCAGCAUCAACUUUUAUGGAUACCCCCAUUGUUGCUGUUGAUAAUGUGACAGCCAUUGCCACUUUACAUUACACAGGCACACCUUCUACUACCCCUACCAGCUUCACUGGCCUGCCUCCCCAAAAUGCCACCCCAGUUGCAACAAAGUUCACAAACUCCCUUAGGAGCUUGAACUCAAAACAAUACCCUGCAAAAGUUCCAUUAGAAGUUGAUCAUUCCUUGCUUUUCACCAUUGGCCUUGGCAUUAACCCUUGCAAAACUUGCUCGAGUGGCAACCAAGUGGUGGCUGAUAUAAACAAUGUUACAUUUGUUAUGCCAACCAUUUCACUCCUUCAAUCUCAUUACUUCAAUAUCAAUGGUGUUUUUACUGAUGAUUUUCCUGCAAAUCCUCCAAUAAGAUACAACUAUACAGGGAAUCAGCCAAGCAACUUGCAGACAAUGAGUGGAACUAGGCUUUAUAGACUGGCCUACAACUCUACGGUCCAAUUAGUCUUACAAGACACUGCAAUGAUAGCUCCAGAGAACCAUCCAAUUCAUCUUCAUGGAUUCAACUUCUUUGUUGUUGGAAGUGGCUUGGGAAACUUCAAUCACAAGAAAGAUCCUAAGAAAUUCAAUCUUGUUGACCCUGUGGAGAGGAAUACAAUUGCUGUUCCUUCUGGUGGAUGGGUUGCUUUAAGAUUCAGGGCUGAUAAUCCAGGGGUUUGGUUUAUGCAUUGCCAUUUAGAAGUGCACACAACAUGGGGACUUAAGAUGGCAUUUCUAGUGGACAAUGGGGAAGGGCCAGAAGAGUCUCUUCUUCCUCCUCCAAAUGACCUUCCCAAAUGUUAGGUAAGCCCCCAUUGAAUUCAUAAAAUUUAAGGGCAAAAAAAGUAUGGAAAAGGAACUGAAGUUCUAUCAGAACUGCCCUAAAAAAGGCAAGAGUUCUUGAGCAAAAAGAAAGCAGCUGCUUAUUCCUGUAUAGAACAGCAUGGAGAUUCUUUCAAAUCUUGUUGGUUGGGCUGUCAUUUGUUUAUAUUGCCUUGCGGGUUAUUAUGUAAUUUUGUGAAUGUUUUCUUGUUUUCUUUUCUGGGGUGGUUUAAAAUGUAUAAACUGCAUUGAUUGUUGUAUAAAAUCCAAUAACAAUUAACUUUUUCAGAGAUUACUUUGUAUCUGAGUUGUAAAAAAAUGGCUAACUUAGAUGAAUUUGGUUGA
Cucurbita pepo subsp. pepo (vegetable marrow) is the source of this 1818-nucleotide messenger RNA. NCBI's taxonomy places the organism in Eukaryota, Viridiplantae, Streptophyta, Magnoliopsida, Cucurbitales, Cucurbitaceae. The record is from RefSeq and is a predicted model, not a curated record.